This is a messenger RNA of Medicago truncatula (barrel medic), 1224 nucleotides long. Its product is annotated as nodulin-26. Gene Ontology annotation, molecular function: channel activity. The transcript is spliced from 5 exons. The record is from RefSeq and is a predicted model, not a curated record. NCBI's taxonomy places the organism in Eukaryota, Viridiplantae, Streptophyta, Magnoliopsida, Fabales, Fabaceae. Gene Ontology annotation, biological process: transmembrane transport. Bases 31 to 1017 code for a protein of 328 amino acids. Gene Ontology annotation, cellular component: membrane.
ACAAAGGAAUUGUGUUGAAAUAUCAAAUUAAUGUUUAAGAAACUAUAUAUCUACUCAAACUAUAACUACUUCUCAAAUAGUUUUUCUCAUCAAUUGUUUGUCAAUAGCAGAGCCACAUUCAUUUCUUGCGCCAUUUUUCAGCUUCAUAUAAAAAAUAUAUGUAGUAUAUAUUUAUUUUUGUCAACCAUGACUGAUAAUUCAGAAAGCAACGAAAUUCAUCAUGAGGUAGUUUUAGAUGUAAAUAGUCAUGCCUCACAAAAUUGUGAAGAAUCAGGCAUCAAAGACUCUGUGCCCCUUCUCAAGAAGCUGGUAGCAGAAGUGGUGGGAACAUACAUGAUGAUAUUUGCGGGUUGUGCUGCUGUUAUUGUGAAUCUUAACAAUGAUCAUGUAGUAACACUUCCUGGAAUUGCAUUUGCUUGGGGAUUCACUGUUAUGGUUUUGAUUUACUCUGUUGGUCACAUUUCUGGUGCUCAUUUCAACCCUGCUGUUACCAUUGCUUUUGCUUCUACGAGAAGAUUUCCCUUCAAGCAAGUACCAACUUAUAUGAUAGCUCAGGUCCUUGGAUCCACAUUAGCAAGUGGAAGCCUCAGACUAAUAUUUAAUGGUGAAGAUGAUCAUUUUAUUGGAACACUUCCAGCUGGUUCUAAUUUGCAAGCUUUUGUAAUCGAGUUCAUAUGCACUUUCUUCCUUAUGUUUGUUAUUACUGCAGUAGCCACCGAUAACAGAGCGAUUGGUGAAUUAGCCGGACUUGCGAUUGGGUCUACAAUAAUAAUAGAUAUAUUGUUUGCGGGACCAAUGACGGGAGCAUCGAUGAAUCCAGCAAGGAGUUUAGGACCUGCUUUUUUAUACGACAAUUAUACAGGAUUAUGGAUAUAUUUGAUUGCACCAAUUCUAGGAGCUUUGGUAGGUACAUGGACUUACAAUUUCAUCAGGCACACAAACAAGCCAACGUGUGAUGAGCUCCCUAAGAUUGAGCUCACCAAGAUUGUCCCUUUCCUUAGGAGGAGCAGGUCGUAACGGAGUCAAAUGCUUCCACAAGUCCAAAAGUGACCACAAUUCCAUCAUGUAUUAGGGUUGAAUGUUUUGAUCUGGUUUGGAUUGUCAUAUAUAUAUAUAUAACACUGAAGUAUACUUAGGAAAAUGAAAUGAGCAUAUUCUUCUUAUCAUUCAUCAAUUUGUAAGAAAUGUAGGACCUUUGUCCAGGAAUAAAAGCAUGUGUGUCCA